Messenger RNA from Serendipita indica DSM 11827, 2283 nucleotides. Lineage: Eukaryota; Fungi; Basidiomycota; Agaricomycetes; Sebacinales; Serendipitaceae. The record is from the annotation of a GenBank genome assembly.
AUGAAUCCACAACCGUCGCGGGAUCCCAUCUGCUACUGGUUCUUACUCGAUUCCAACCUCCGGAUCUGCUACACCAGCCCGUCGUUCAACAACGCCGUCAAUCAGUAUCAAGACAUUAUCGGCAAGAGCUUUCUCGACUAUCUCCACACUCCCAGUGGUGACAUCCUCGCCAUUCGCCUCCACGACUGUCUCGCAGAUGACACCGACCAGGCUGCAGUCCUCACAAUCAACUAUGCAAGCGUCUCCAUCAUUCGCCACCACCUCAAUACCGGCCAGUUCAUCGAGGAUCCGCCAAACUACUCGUUCAUUCAGUAUCAACUCGUGGUGAAUAGAGCAGCUGGCUUUCUCCUAGUCUUCUUGCAUGUCAAAGCCGACUUUCUCAGGGACUGCGACUUCCAUCUCUACGAGGCGCUGAAACCUGGCGACCUCUCGAGCGUAGUGCACUAUUUGCCGCCCCUGAACCCAAGUCCUCCUUAUCAUGUCUUUCAGAUCCUGCUUAAUGAUGACCGUCGCUCCAUCAUCUUCUCCACCACGACCACCAUUGCCGGUCGGCUCACCGUUGUCCCCGCACAUCUCGCUGCCAGCACCCAAAGCCUCAAGGGUAUCGCCAACAAUCAGUGCCAGACAUCCUGCACGAAUAGGACAAAGGGUUUCUUCUUCACCACCUCGCUUGAGGGCGAGCUCCUCCAGGUGGACUGCUCCUACCUUAAGCACGGCAACGCGCUCUUGGUCAUGUACCGGCUGGUGCCCACCACGGUGUCCGCAGAACUCGCGCAGCCGACUGCGUCUCCCGACGUGCAGAGGUACAAUCAUCAGCCUAUAACGCCGAUCCAGUAUCACCCGCACAACCCUGGAGGCUACAGGAGGCCCUCCGGUGCGUCUGAUGGCUACUCGCAGACAAGCCCAAUUCAGCAUCAGCAACCUGUCAUCUCCCCAGCGGGCUCUCAUCAUCCAUAUUCAUCGCCCUACAGCCCCGGUGUGUCGCCGAUGGGUCGCAUGUCGCCGUACGAGACCAGUUACCCACCUCAAUCACCAGACGGCUCCUCACGCUUGUCCCCGCACUCGCCCAGGUCCAUUCGACACGCCCAGGGAGGUAUGCCGAUUCGAAGGCACUCACUUGCGGGUCACAGUUCUGCCCCCGUCAUGGGCUACGGAAACAUGUCCCCCCGGAUGGGAUCGCUCGACGAGCAUCGGGCAGUCAACAACAACACGGAUGGACAGUUACUUGCACAGACACAUUCGCCGACCGAAUCUACAUUCAUCAUGGAACCAGGCCACGGAUCAUCGUCGUCUUAUUCCGAACCGGCUGACCUCGCUGGUAACGCGCUUCGCGGACGGCCCGCAAAGGAACCUCCAAAGGGCGUUACAUGCUGCCGGAGUUGCCACACGACGUCGACGCCAGAGUGGCGCAAGGGGCCUACAGGCAUCAAGGACAUGUGCAACGCGUGUGGGCUGCGCUGGAACCGACGCCUCAAGAAGAUGAAAGGCGACGGGCCCAGUGGCGGCGACAAUAUGUUGGAAUCGCUCAAUUUGACUGUUCCCGAGGCCGAAGCGAUGCUCGAGCCUCAGCGGUCGGGCGGUGGGAGUAAAAAGGGCCAUCGCAAGAAAUCGACAGAAUCCCGUACGCCGGCGCUUACGACCAAACCUGCAAAACGCAGGCACUCUGAUGUCGGUUCACCGCUCUCAGGUCGAUCGGAACACGUGCCCCCCUCUCCAGAUUUUUUGUCUCUGCAACAACGAAGCCACCCGCAUAAUCCGCACUAUCACCACCAUCAACAGCAGAAUCAUAAUAUUGCGGGCGGUAGUUCUCAACCUCGGCUUUCUCCCCUCUUUGAUGGUCCAGCGUCGUUCCCACCACAGACGCCACUUGGCAUACAUACGUCGGCCCAAAACGGGGGGUUCCCGCCUCCUUCCCAUCCUCCUCCUCCGGCCGCCCACCAUAAUGGACACCACCUCAAGGAUCCAUCGACCCCAGAGUCGUCACACUUUUACAAUAGCACGGCGACUAGCAGCAACGGUGGGGGCGGGGCCGGCGGAGGACUGGGCGUGCCGCUUACGCCACAAGAACAUAAGCCUUUCAUUGGGCAUUAUGACUCGUCAAGACCCAUGAGCGACCAUGGACAUGGCCAGCACCAUCGUGGACCUGCCACUGUCCCACCGCCACAGGGCGAUCAUAGCCAACUCCCCAUGCCUGGUGUACAUUAUCAAGCCUAUCCGGACCACCACAAUCACCACCCAGACGUCUACGACCACACCAAGCAUCACUCUCGCGGUCCAGAGUGA